AUGAUCGCCUCCUCCCUCAAAGACUCCUCCACCUCAGAAACCCUCACCACCCUCCUUCUCUCCAAAAACGCCGACCCCACUUUGACCACAAAUACCGGAGCCACAGCUUUACAUUUCGCAGCUAGCAAGACCAACCUAGACACGGCGAAAAAGCUCAUCGAGCACAAAGCUUCAGCAAGAGUUAAAGACAAGAGAGGCCAAUUGCCUUUGCACAGGGCAGCUGCGGUGGGAAACGUGCCCAUGGUGAAGUUGUUGCUGGAGAGCAGGAGUCCGGUUAAUGCGACUGAUGGGGAUGGAUGUACAGCUUUACAUCAUGCGAUUGCGGAGGGGCAUGGUGAUACGGCGAUGGUGUUGCUCAAAGCGGGUGCGGAGACUGACAAGAAGGAUAAUACUGGUGCUUUGGCUUUGGAUCUUGCGCCUGAUGCGAAGGUAUGUUUUGAUGUGCUUACUCUUGUGGCUGUUAAGAAUCGUGUUACUGACUGA
Aureobasidium vineae is the source of this 483-nucleotide messenger RNA. Lineage: Eukaryota; Fungi; Ascomycota; Dothideomycetes; Dothideales; Saccotheciaceae. The record is from the annotation of a GenBank genome assembly.